This is a messenger RNA of Selaginella moellendorffii, 902 nucleotides long. RefSeq names its product early light-induced protein, chloroplastic-like. Bases 43 to 723 code for a protein of 226 amino acids. The record is from RefSeq and is a predicted model, not a curated record. NCBI's taxonomy places the organism in Eukaryota, Viridiplantae, Streptophyta, Lycopodiopsida, Selaginellales, Selaginellaceae. The transcript is spliced from 2 exons.
GCACAGUUUAUUUUUUCCUAGCUAGCUCGCAGCUCAAAAACAAUGGCACUCGUCUCAGGCAGCAGCAUCGCAACUCUCUCUUCUUCCUCUCUCAUCUCCAACAAGCUCCACCUCCAAUCCCAAUUGCCCACGAGCUCCAGCUCGCGAAAUCUAGUAGUGAGAGCGUCCUCGAACAAAUCCAGGGAUGGUGGCGAUGGCGGGAUCAGUGGCAUCCUCGACGACACCAAGAAGGAGGUCACCCGCGAGGAAGUUCUCAAGAACCAGGCCGAGAACGAGUCGGAGAAGCGCUCAGUGUUUGGCGCCGUGCCAUCGUCCGGAUCGCUCUAUCCCAGGCCAGAGGUUGAGAGGCGACCAGAGACUGGCGAUCGAUCAUUCCCCAGCUUGAUGGCGUUCGAUGGAGCCGGCCCAGAAACGAUUAAUGGAAGACUGGCAAUGAUUGGAUUGGUGUGGGCAUUCGCGGUGGAGCGAAUGACGGGACAAACGGUGGCGGAGCAGCUCUACUCGCCGGGGAGCACUGGUCUUUUCCAUUUCUUGGCAGUGGCACAGCUAUUCGCGUACGCGUCGCUGGUGCCCAUGUUUAAGGGCGAGAGCCCCGACAGUAGAUCAAUUGGGCCGUUUAGAGCCAUGGCGGAGCGCUGGAACGGGCGAACAGCGAUGCUUGGAUUCCUUGCUUUGGUGAUCACCGAGUUUUUCACCAAGACUCCAGUGUUCCACAUGAUGUAAAUUUCCCCUCAAAACGUAAUUGCCAUUCUUUAGCAACUUAAAGCAUGUAGUAAAGCCCCCCAUGGUUGGACCAUGUAAACGUCCGCCAAUGAGAGCAGUAGAUCUCAGUUUCAGACUGUCUUCUUGACAAUGUAAAAACCAAUUAUAGUAAUCACCAAGACUCCUGAUGUCAAUUUGUU